Molecule: messenger RNA, 816 nt
Organism: Gregarina niphandrodes
Lineage: Eukaryota; Apicomplexa; Conoidasida; Eugregarinorida; Gregarinidae
Exons: 3
Coding region: 1-816 (271 amino acids)
Source: RefSeq, a predicted model, not a curated record
AUGGACCUGUUUGAUGAGACGCCAGCGAGUAGUGAUGUACAGAGUGAGGAUUCCUCCAGUAGCAGUGAGCAGCGUCGUGUAAUGGUGAAGAGGCGGCGCGUAGCUAAGCCGCCGUCGAGGGCGGUAGUGAGGAGGCCGCGUUCGUCCACGACGCAGGAACUCUGGGACCGAGUCGUGGCCCGGCUGGACGUGUGGCAUAAGGCGAACCGCGAGUACACCGGGCGCAUGGACGAAUAUUUACGCGACGACUUCGAACUGGAUAGCGGCCGAGUUCUGCUCAAGAUGGAAUACGACCUGCGCAAGAUUAGUCCCAAUGACAUGCUCACUUCGCUCUUCAGAGAUAUCUUUAAAACAGGCAAGCCCAAAGGUCUCGUAGACAUCAGCGACAUGCUCACCAUGAUUGCUGAAGCAGGCGACGAUAACUUCUCACCCAAAUUUCGUAUUCGCACGGAUGAGGCGAAGACCGACGACUGGGAGACGAUAAUUCUGUUCCCUCGGACGUUGUGCAAACGUGUCAUGGACUACAUCGACAGGUUAUGGUUCGGUCCCUUGCUGCAGAAGAUAAUUCUGGCGGAGCGCGCGCUCCUACAGGACCCGGUACUUACCUCAGACGACAGCCCGGUUAUAACCAAGGCCAAGCACCGAGAUCCGAUAGACGACUUACUGCCUCGAACGCCGAGCGGUUUUCUGUUUAGCCAGGAUCUGCACCAGAUCCGGGGUCUACCGAAGACGUCGCAGUUGCGGACAGUCUCGGCUCCGAUACAGGCAUUAGUCGAGAUCAAGAACUGUGCCUACGGCUCGUCGACCUCGCAAUGA